Messenger RNA from Ilyonectria robusta, 564 nucleotides. RefSeq lists its product as uncharacterized. The record is from RefSeq and is a predicted model, not a curated record. Bases 25 to 483 code for a protein of 152 amino acids. The transcript has a single exon. Lineage: Eukaryota; Fungi; Ascomycota; Sordariomycetes; Hypocreales; Nectriaceae.
CACAAUACGUAGUAGAGCCGGAUCAUGGGAUCAUGGAGAACACGGCCCCCCGGAUUGAACCAGCAGUUCAUGCUGCUCGCCGGCUCCCCGGCCGGGUCGCGCAUCUCGUACCUGGCCAGCUGCCUGUUUUCCUGCUUGCUUCCCUGCUUUGCCUUGCGGUCCUUUGUCGACCCCCGGCUGUUUCAAUUGCCCUUUACGUCGACUUCGCCCUGGGCUCGCCUGACCCCGUCUUACUCCCCUAGCUUAAUGCCUCCCGCGCGUGCAACCCUCCAGGCCUCGGCCGCUCCCCAUCGAGUAUCUCGUCCCAGCGGAAGCCCUCCCAUUCGGCCUCGCAAAGUGCAGAACCAACAGGUCGAAACGGCUCCGUGCACGCUUACGGGGGCAGAAUCCAGGGUCCUAUUUCUGAGACAGCGCCCUGGUCGUUGCCCAGGCUUGGGGCAGCAUCGGAAACCAGCCGGUUCCACAGCCCAAGACCGCGAAUAGCAGGUGCAAAUGAGGGAUUACUACGUAGUAGUUAGCAGCUUGAAGCUGAGGGAGUCCAGAAUAGACGCUGCCCGCGGCCUC